This is a messenger RNA of Caenorhabditis remanei, 12525 nucleotides long. RefSeq lists its product as uncharacterized. The transcript is spliced from 16 exons. Bases 1 to 12525 code for a protein of 4174 amino acids. NCBI's taxonomy places the organism in Eukaryota, Metazoa, Nematoda, Chromadorea, Rhabditida, Rhabditidae. Gene Ontology annotation, molecular function: protein binding. The record is from RefSeq and is a predicted model, not a curated record.
AUGACGCUCAAUAAUCAAUCACAAAAUCUUAUAAAUUUCGCGAAAAACUGUGUGGAAAAUGAGAAAAUUGAGAGAAGAGCAAUCGAACACAUUAUCGACAUUAUCGACACGUUGUUAGGGGAAAAUUUCAUUUUCAGUGAUGAGGAAUUGGAUGAAGAGGAGUUUUUGGGAAAAUUAACAAUUCUUCAAUAUAUCACAUACUCCUUGGAUCUGAUCAUUGAAAAAUAUCGAUUAUCGAUUGACGAGAUCUCUCAUUUAUUUCAAGAAGUUAUCACUGCGAUAUGCGCUUAUGGGGAUGAAGAGUUGGCGAGGAGUUUUGAUGUAAUCGCUACUUCUAAGGUGCUGAGCCAAGUGGCGGAGUCAGAGCAAGCUCCAGGGUGUCCCUGUUUUAAGGUAAUCGCUACUUCUAAGGUGCUGAGCCAAGUGGCGGAGUCAGAGCAAGCUCCAGGGUGUCCCUGUUUUAAGGUAAUCGCUACUUCUAAGGUGCUGAGCCAAGUGGCGGAGUCAGAGCAAGCUCUAGGGCGUUGCUGUUUUGAGGUAAUCGCUACUUCUAAGGUGCUGAGCCAAGUGGCGGAGUCAGAGCAAGCUCCAGGGUGUCCCUGUUUUAAGGUAAUCGCUACUUCUAAGGUGCUGAGCCAAGGGGCGGAGUCAGAGCAAGCUCCAGGGUGUCCCUGUUUUAAGGUAAUCGCUACUUCUAAGGUGCUGAGCCAAGUGGCGGAGUCAGAGCAAGCUCCAGGGUGUCCCUGUUUUAAGGUAAUCGCUACUUCUAAGGUGCUGAGCCAAGGGGCGGAGUCAGAGCAAGCUCUAGGGCGUUGCUGUUUUGAGGUAAUCGCUACUUCUAAGGUGCUGAGCCAAGUGGCGGAGUCAGAGCAAGCUCCAGGGUGUCCCUGUUUUAAGGUAAUCGCUACUUCUAAGGUGCUGAGCCAAGUGGCGGAGUCAGAGCAAGCUCCAGGGUGUCCCUGUUUUAAGGUAAUCGCUACUUCUAAGGUGCUGAGCCAAGUGGCGGAGUCAGAGCAAGCUCCAGGGUGUCCCUGUUUUAAGGUAAUCGCUACUUCUAAGGUGCUGAGCCAAGUGGCGGAGUCAGAGCAAGCUCUAGGGCGUUGCUGUUUUGAGGUAAUCGCUACUUCUAAGGUGCUGAGCCAAGUGGCGGAGUCAGAGCAAGCUCCAGGGUGUCCCUGUUUUAAGGUAAUCGCUACUUCUAAGGUGCUGAGCCAAGGGGCGGAGUCAGAGCAAGCUCCAGGGUGUCCCUGUUUUAAGGUAAUCGCUACUUCUAAGGUGCUGAGCCAAGUGGCGGAGUCAGAGCAAGCUCCAGGGUGUCCCUGUUUUAAGGUAAUCGCUACUUCUAAGGUGCUGAGCCAAGGGGCGGAGUCAGAGCAAGCUCUAGGGCGUUGCUGUUUUGAGGUAAUCGCUACUUCUAAGGUGCUGAGCCAAGUGGCGGAGUCAGAGCAAGCUCCAGGGUGUCCCUGUUUUAAGGUAAUCGCUACUUCUAAGGUGCUGAGCCAAGUGGCGGAGUCAGAGCAAGCUCUAGGGCGUUGCUGUUUUGAGGUAAUCGCUACUUCUAAGGUGCUGAGCCAAGGGGCGGAGUCAGAGCAAGCUCCAGGGUGUCCCUGUUUUAAGGUAAUCGCUACUUCUAAGGUGCUGAGCCAAGGGGCGGAGUCAGAGCAAGCUCCAGGGUGUCCCUGUUUUAAGGUAAUCGCUACUUCUAAGGUGCUGAGCCAAGUGGCGGAGUCAGAGCAAGCUCCAGGGUGUCCCUGUUUUAAGGUAAUCGCUACUUCUAAGGUGCUGAGCCAAGGGGCGGAGUCAGAGCAAGCUCUAGGGCGUUGCUGUUUUGAGGUAAUCGCUACUUCUAAGGUGCUGAGCCAAGGGGCGGAGUCAGAGCAAGCUCCAGGGUGUCCCUGUUUUAAGGUAAUCACUACUUCUAAGGUGCUGAGCCAAGGGGCGGAGUCAGAGCAAGCUCUAGGGCGUUGCUGUUUUGAGGUAAUCGCUACUUCUAAGGUGCUGAGCCAAGGGGCGGAGUCAGAGCAAGCUCUAGGGCGUUGCUGUUUUGAGGUAAUCGCUACUUCUAAGGUGCUGAGCCAAGGGGCGGAGUCAGAGCAAGCUCUAGGGCGUUGCUGUUUUGAGGUAAUCGCUACUUCUAAGGUGCUGAGCCAAGUGGCGGAGUCAGAGCAAGCUCCAGGGUGUCCCUGUUUUAAGGUAAUCGCUACUUCUAAGGUGCUGAGCCAAGGGGCGGAGUCAGAGCAAGCUCUAGGGCGUUGCUGUUUUGAGGUAAUCGCUACUUCUAAGGUGCUGAGCCAAGUGGCGGAGUCAGAGCAAGCUCCAGGGUGUCCCUGUUUUAAGGUAAUCGCUACUUCUAAGGCGCUGAGCCAAGGGGCGGAGUCAGAGCAAGCUCUAGGGCGUUGCUGUUUUGAGGUAAUCGCUACUUCUAAGGUGCUGAGCCAAGUGGCGGAGUCAGAGCAAGCUCCAGGGUGUCCCUGUUUUAAGGUAAUCGCUACUUCUAAGGUGCUGAGCCAAGUGGCGGAGUCAGAGCAAGCUCUAGGGCGUUGCUGUUUUGAGGUAAUCGCUACUUCUAAGGUGCUGAGCCAAGGGGCGGAGUCAGAGCAAGCUCCAGGGUGUCCCUGUUUUAAGGUAAUCGCUACUUCUAAGGUGCUGAGCCAAGGGGCGGAGUCAGAGCAAGCUCCAGGGUGUCCCUGUUUUAAGGUAAUCGCUACUUCUAAGGUGCUGAGCCAAGUGGCGGAGUCAGAGCAAGCUCCAGGGUGUCCCUGUUUUAAGGUAAUCGCUACUUCUAAGGUGCUGAGCCAAGGGGCGGAGUCAGAGCAAGCUCUAGGGCGUUGCUGUUUUGAGGUAAUCGCUACUUCUAAGGUGCUGAGCCAAGGGGCGGAGUCAGAGCAAGCUCCAGGGUGUCCCUGUUUUAAGGUAAUCACUACUUCUAAGGUGCUGAGCCAAGUGGCGGAGUCAGAGCAAGCUCCAGGGUGUCCCUGUUUUAAGGUAAUCGCUACUUCUAAGGUGCUGAGCCAAGUGGCGGAGUCAGAGCAAGCUCUAGGGCGUUGCUGUUUUGAGGUAAUCGCUACUUCUAAGGUGCUGAGCCAAGUGGCGGAGUCAGAGCAAGCUCCAGGGUGUCCCUGUUUUAAGGUAAUCGCUACUUCUAAGGUGCUGAGCCAAGGGGCGGAGUCAGAGCAAGCUCCAGGGUGUCCCUGUUUUAAGGUAAUCGCUACUUCUAAGGUGCUGAGCCAAGUGGCGGAGUCAGAGCAAGCUCCAGGGUGUCCCUGUUUUAAGGUAAUCGCUACUUCUAAGGUGCUGAGCCAAGGGGCGGAGUCAGAGCAAGCUCUAGGGCGUUGCUGUUUUGAGGUAAUCGCUACUUCUAAGGUGCUGAGCCAAGUGGCGGAGUCAGAGCAAGCUCCAGGGUGUCCCUGUUUUAAGGUAAUCGCUACUUCUAAGGUGCUGAGCCAAGUGGCGGAGUCAGAGCAAGCUCUAGGGCGUUGCUGUUUUGAGGUAAUCGCUACUUCUAAGGUGCUGAGCCAAGGGGCGGAGUCAGAGCAAGCUCCAGGGUGUCCCUGUUUUAAGGUAAUCGCUACUUCUAAGGUGCUGAGCCAAGGGGCGGAGUCAGAGCAAGCUCCAGGGUGUCCCUGUUUUAAGGUAAUCGCUACUUCUAAGGUGCUGAGCCAAGUGGCGGAGUCAGAGCAAGCUCCAGGGUGUCCCUGUUUUAAGGUAAUCGCUACUUCUAAGGUGCUGAGCCAAGGGGCGGAGUCAGAGCAAGCUCUAGGGCGUUGCUGUUUUGAGGUAAUCGCUACUUCUAAGGUGCUGAGCCAAGGGGCGGAGUCAGAGCAAGCUCCAGGGUGUCCCUGUUUUAAGGUAAUCACUACUUCUAAGGUGCUGAGCCAAGGGGCGGAGUCAGAGCAAGCUCUAGGGCGUUGCUGUUUUGAGGUAAUCGCUACUUCUAAGGUGCUGAGCCAAGGGGCGGAGUCAGAGCAAGCUCUAGGGCGUUGCUGUUUUGAGGUAAUCGCUACUUCUAAGGUGCUGAGCCAAGGGGCGGAGUCAGAGCAAGCUCUAGGGCGUUGCUGUUUUGAGGUAAUCGCUACUUCUAAGGUGCUGAGCCAAGUGGCGGAGUCAGAGCAAGCUCCAGGGUGUCCCUGUUUUAAGGUAAUCGCUACUUCUAAGGCGCUGAGCCAAGGGGCGGAGUCAGAGCAAGCUCUAGGGCGUUGCUGUUUUGAGGUAAUCGCUACUUCUAAGGUGCUGAGCCAAGUGGCGGAGUCAGAGCAAGCUCCAGGGUGUCCCUGUUUUAAGGUAAUCGCUACUUCUAAGGUGCUGAGCCAAGGGGCGGAGUCAGAGCAAGCUCUAGGGCGUUGCUGUUUUGAGGUAAUCGCUACUUCUAAGGUGCUGAGCCAAGUGGCGGAGUCAGAGCAAGCUCCAGGGUGUCCCUGUUUUAAGGUAAUCGCUACUUCUAAGGCGCUGAGCCAAGGGGCGGAGUCAGAGCAAGCUCUAGGGCGUUGCUGUUUUGAGGUAAUCGCUACUUCUAAGGUGCUGAGCCAAGUGGCGGAGUCAGAGCAAGCUCUAGGGCGUUGCUGUUUUGAGGUAAUCGCUACUUCUAAGGUGCUGAGCCAAGGGGCGGAGUCAGAGCAAGCUCCAGGGUGUCCCUGUUUUAAGGUAAUCGCUACUUCUAAGGUGCUGAGCCAAGGGGCGGAGUCAGAGCAAGCUCCAGGGUGUCCCUGUUUUAAGGUAAUCGCUACUUCUAAGGUGCUGAGCCAAGUGGCGGAGUCAGAGCAAGCUCCAGGGUGUCCCUGUUUUAAGGUAAUCGCUACUUCUAAGGUGCUGAGCCAAGGGGCGGAGUCAGAGCAAGCUCUAGGGCGUUGCUGUUUUGAGGUAAUCGCUACUUCUAAGGUGCUGAGCCAAGGGGCGGAGUCAGAGCAAGCUCCAGGGUGUCCCUGUUUUAAGGUAAUCACUACUUCUAAGGCGCUGAGCCAAGGGGCGGAGUCAGAGCAAGCUCUAGGGCGUUGCUGUUUUGAGGUAAUCGCUACUUCUAAGGUGCUGAGCCAAGUGGCGGAGUCAGAGCAAGCUCCAGGGUGUCCCUGUUUUAAGGUAAUCGCUACUUCUAAGGUGCUGAGCCAAGGGGCGGAGUCAGAGCAAGCUCUAGGGCGUUGCUGUUUUGAGGUAAUCGCUACUUCUAAGGUGCUGAGCCAAGGGGCGGAGUCAGAGCAAGCUCCAGGGUGUCCCUGUUUUAAGGUAAUCACUACUUCUAAGGUGCUGAGCCAAGGGGCGGAGUCAGAGCAAGCUCUAGGGCGUUGCUGUUUUGAGGUAAUCGCUACUUCUAAGGUGCUGAGCCAAGGGGCGGAGUCAGAGCAAGCUCUAGGGCGUUGCUGUUUUGAGGUAAUCGCUACUUCUAAGGUGCUGAGCCAAGGGGCGGAGUCAGAGCAAGCUCUAGGGCGUUGCUGUUUUGAGGUAAUCGCUACUUCUAAGGUGCUGAGCCAAGUGGCGGAGUCAGAGCAAGCUCCAGGGUGUCCCUGUUUUAAGGUAAUCGCUACUUCUAAGGUGCUGAGCCAAGGGGCGGAGUCAGAGCAAGCUCCAGGGUGUCCCUGUUUUAAGGUAAUCGCUACUUCUAAGGUGCUGAGCCAAGGGGCGGAGUCAGAGCAAGCUCCAGGGUGUCCCUGUUUUAAGGUAAUCGCUACUUCUAAGGUGCUGAGCCAAGUGGCGGAGUCAGAGCAAGCUCCAGGGUGUCCCUGUUUUAAGGUAAUCGCUACUUCUAAGGUGCUGAGCCAAGGGGCGGAGUCAGAGCAAGCUCUAGGGCGUUGCUGUUUUGAAGUAAUCGCUACUUCUAAGGUGCUGAGCCAAGUGGCGGAGUCAGAGCAAGCUCCAGGGUGUCCCUGUUUUAAGGUAAUCGCUACUUCUAAGGUGCUGAGCCAAGUGGCGGAGUCAGAGCAAGCUCCAGGGUGUCCCUGUUUUAAGGUAAUCGCUACUUCUAAGGUGCUGAGCCAAGUGGCGGAGUCAGAGCAAGCUCUAGGGCGUUGCUGUUUUGAGGUAAUCGCUACUUCUAAGGUGCUGAGCCAAGUGGCGGAGUCAGAGCAAGCUCCAGGGUGUCCCUGUUUUAAGGUAAUCGCUACUUCUAAGGUGCUGAGCCAAGGGGCGGAGUCAGAGCAAGCUCCAGGGUGUCCCUGUUUUAAGGUAAUCGCUACUUCUAAGGUGCUGAGCCAAGUGGCGGAGUCAGAGCAAGCUCCAGGGUGUCCCUGUUUUAAGGUAAUCGCUACUUCUAAGGUGCUGAGCCAAGGGGCGGAGUCAGAGCAAGCUCUAGGGCGUUGCUGUUUUGAGGUAAUCGCUACUUCUAAGGUGCUGAGCCAAGUGGCGGAGUCAGAGCAAGCUCCAGGGUGUCCCUGUUUUAAGGUAAUCGCUACUUCUAAGGUGCUGAGCCAAGUGGCGGAGUCAGAGCAAGCUCUAGGGCGUUGCUGUUUUGAGGUAAUCGCUACUUCUAAGGUGCUGAGCCAAGGGGCGGAGUCAGAGCAAGCUCCAGGGUGUCCCUGUUUUAAGGUAAUCGCUACUUCUAAGGUGCUGAGCCAAGGGGCGGAGUCAGAGCAAGCUCCAGGGUGUCCCUGUUUUAAGGUAAUCGCUACUUCUAAGGUGCUGAGCCAAGUGGCGGAGUCAGAGCAAGCUCCAGGGUGUCCCUGUUUUAAGGUAAUCGCUACUUCUAAGGUGCUGAGCCAAGGGGCGGAGUCAGAGCAAGCUCUAGGGCGUUGCUGUUUUGAGGUAAUCGCUACUUCUAAGGUGCUGAGCCAAGGGGCGGAGUCAGAGCAAGCUCCAGGGUGUCCCUGUUUUAAGGUAAUCACUACUUCUAAGGUGCUGAGCCAAGGGGCGGAGUCAGAGCAAGCUCUAGGGCGUUGCUGUUUUGAGGUAAUCGCUACUUCUAAGGUGCUGAGCCAAGGGGCGGAGUCAGAGCAAGCUCCAGGGUGUCCCUGUUUUAAGAUAAUUCUGAAACUGCUGCUCUCCGCCUCCUCAAAACUAGAAGGCGAUGAACACGAGACGAUCCUUCAGAAUCUUCUCCACGUCGUCAAUUUCUGUGAUUUCGAUUCAGAAUCCUCGACGUCGAUUCCGAUUCUGAUUCCACUGAAGACAGUGAUGAGACUCGAGACGAACUACGACGGCUUCUUCAAACUUCAUCUGAGUCUGAAUAUUCUGACGUCGUUGUUCGAAGAUGACUUCAUGGAGGAUUCAGAAGUUCUUCUGGAGUACUGGACGCCUUCUAAAUCGUUUCUGAAUGAGGAAAGAGCACCGGAAGAGGCGUGGAUUGUGGAGAUUUGUCUGAAAGUUUGGAUGAAAUGUCUGAAAAUGAGAAGGAAGAGAGAUUCGGUGGUAGAGCUGGCCGGAUUUAUUGGGGAGAUUUUCUCAACGUUUUAUGCGGUUGCUGAGUUUAAAGACGAGGUUAUGCAAGUGUUGGAACAGGUUUUUCAGGAAAUCCGUGCGUUCAUCCACGAAAACGAGCAAAUUCUGUCAAUUCACAAAGAUCUUCGAGAGAAUCUUCUGGAAUGGUUGAAUAUCUAUCUGGAAUUGAUUGAUGACACCACUGAUGAAUUCGGACUACUCAACACGUUCUCCACGUUUCUCGUUGAUCUGACAUCGAAUCAAGAAGUCCAUGAGAUACCGAUGAAAUUGUGUUUGGCGCCGAGUGAAUUGUGUGUGACCCGAAUCAAGCUCUCCCUGGAAACCAUCCGUACCGACUGCCUCCCCAACUACCUGGACCUCCUCGCCUCUCUCUUCAAGCUCUCCCGAAUCCAAAAACCGGAAAAUUUCCAAUGGUUCAUCCAGGACGUUCAAAAAUUCAAUUCCAUCGAAAACCCGCAAUUCCCACGUCUUCUCGGCGCGAUUUUGAGUGUCCAACACCCGAUUUGUCAAUCAUUUUGCAAACAAUUCGCACCGUCCGUCGAUCAAAUGUGGCAUAGGCUGAAAAACGAUUCGAGUGAAUCGACAAGGUGUACUGUAACCUCGAUAGCGAUUUGCCUCGGAAAUUGCUCGUUUUUACAAAGUAACGAUGAGAAGUUGAAGCAGAUUAUCCCGUUUUUGUUGAUACCUUGUCUCGGAGACUUUCGGGAGAGAGUUGGUACGAAAUGGGAUGGAUUCAGAAUCUCCGGAGCUCAAAGAAACGAAUCGAUUCUGGAUUUACAGCGAUUCGCGUCGGUAUUGGAGACGAACGACUCGGAGGAAUGGAGAAUACGCGCGGCGCAAUGCGCUCUGCAAAUCGAUAAAAAGACUGGAAAAUACUUGAAUCUAGUGGUUGAUAUGAGUCUCUCGGUGAUAGCAAAAGCUGAAAAUGCUAAAAAUGUGACCCAAUGCCUCCCUGCGAUCACCCAUUUCUUGUCUGAAAAUCCGCAAUUUAUUGGAGAAUUCUUGACGGUUUUGGUGACGAAGCUAGGAAAAGGAGAUAUAUGCAAAGCGAUACGGAAAAUUAUAGAGAAUGCCAAAGAUGCGAAAGGAAAUCUGAAAAUUGAUGAGCAAGCUCUCGCCGUUUCACUCAAUGAGCUCACAAAACGAAACGAAGAGAGAAGUUUCAGUGCUGAAAAGGAAAUGCUGAAAAUGUGUAGAGCGAUGCUGUUGAAUGUGGAUUCGAGACGACGAUUGACGCCGGCGUUCACACCGGUUAUCGAGGCGAUUCACUUGGCGUUUGGAGAGGAGGAGACCGCCGAUUGCUAUUUCCGCGUGUGGGAGCUCGUCACCUGUAAGAGCUCGAUGACUGUCGAGCGGAAACAACUGAUCUACAUCAAACUCAUCAUCCAAGGAUUCCUCGAAUCCAACUCCACGUCUUCUAUUCAAAAAUUCACUCAUAACGUGCUCACGGCAAAGCUUCCAGAUGACGUUAAAGCGAUCGUGUGCUCCGCCCUUUUCGCUCACGCUUGCUUCAUGGAUACACUGGAAAUCUGGAAUCUCACUAUCUCAUUUACACGUCAAUUAGCUUCAAAUCUCGUCAAGAAUCUGGUGGACGCGACGGAAGACGAGCUAUUUCAAGCGUUGUUACGUCGAUACGCCACGAUUUUUACGCGCGCUUUCCUUCAUCGAUUGUUUUUGGAGUGCUCCGCCGAGCAGCUCGAUGAGCUCAAAAUCCGCGAGUUGGCGCAAUUUUUUGUGACCCAAAUCGCGAUUUUUUUCAAAUUUUCAAACUUGAACGCGGCGAUCUCGACGAUCCGCCCGUCUCUCUUCUACUACUCGAUAAUUUCGGGUGCCCGUGGGAUCCACGCGGAGCACGUGUGCUCCGUCAUCGACUUUAUCUAUCAGGAGCUGACGGCGACCACGCCCACUUCGAUCCCCAAAAAUCCGAGCGAUAUGAAAGUGAUUUUGAGUCAACGAAAAUCGCUGUGCACCGAGUUGUUUCCGAAAAUUGUGCAAUUUUUGCAGUUUGAAGAGGGGGAGGAGGAGCGAAACGAGAUCUUUUGGAAGUUCUGCAAAGAGCAGUGUGACUUCAACGAGGAGAAUCUGAAUGCCGUCACGGCGACGUUCCGAAAACAAGUUUUCGAGAAUUUGCUGCUCGUUGCACCUCAUGUACUUUGUGACAUUCAGGAGGACUCCAGAAUCCCACUGCAACUUCAGAAGACGUACGAGAUUAUGAAGAAGGGGGAGAGCUUCACGAUUGCGACGGCGAUGGAUACGAGGAAUGAGGGAAUUGAGAUUAUAUUCACAUUCCGGAGCUAUUUCACAGUGGACGCGUAUUUUAUGAUGAGAGACUCGGCGGCUGCCAGUUUUAGUGUGGUACUUCAGAAUCUGAAAACCAGUUUCCUUGACGCGCACUGGUGGGCGAUUCUGAUGACGUUGCGGCAGAGUCCGCCUGAGUUGGAAUCCACGAGACAGUCUUGGUUCACGUUCAUCGAGGAGAUUAGUUUGGAGACGUUGUUAUCUCAUCUAUGGAGACUUAUCACGGAUAUCUCGAGGGUUUGGAAUAAUACGGCGAUUAUUGAGAGAGUGUGGAGUCGGUUGGGCAAUGCUAGUGGGAACAUGACGAAACUGUUCUGGGUGGUGCCUGUCGAGGUGGAGAGGAACUUUUUGAAUAUAUCGAUUUCGAGAUCGAGACAAGUGGAUGAUGUGCUCGAGUUUAUUGGCCAAUUUGAAAGAUAUCCGUCGUUGCAAUUUAUUGAUAAUUUGGCGAGCAAGAUUGAGAGAAACAAAGUGGGAAAGGAGGAGAUGACGAAAUUGAUCGGCGCUCUCACUGGAAUCCUGCCAAUGUGUCAAUCGCGAAAACAACGAAACCAACUGAUCUCUCUUCUCCAAAAGAUCCCAAUCACCUUCUCCGUCGCCGCCGAUCACGACUUCGUCCGAUGGGAUCCCUCGUUCAAAUUCUUCUCCGAACCGAGACAGCUGACUCAGGCGGUUCUAGAGGAAUGCGCUGAAAUUCUGGAGAAUAUGGUGGGAACGCCCAAGUUGGAAUAUGCGGAUAGAACGAUGUGUGAUGCGUACAAAUUCUUUAAUUCGAGUCUAGCAUCCGAAGACAUGAAACUCACUAUAGAUGGGCUGAAAAAUAUGUAUGCAAUAAUGUGUUCGAAAAAGCCGGAACCUGUAAUGAUUGAACAAAAAACGAUUGAUGAGCUCACCACGUCUGGAAAUUCGCGAAAUGAGUCGUUCGCUCGUUGGCUUACUGUACUCAUUAUAAAAUGUGCUGAAAUGGCUGAAAAUACGGCUUUAGGGAGCUUGGUACCAAUUGCUCAUUGUAAUGAUACUCGGUUUUUGGCGAAGAUGGCGAUGAGAUUCAUUCUGACUGUGAUUCAGAUGGAGAGGGGAUCCGUCACGCAAUGGAUUCUGACAACAUUCGAGGACGCUCUAACCUGUGCCCUCAAACGACGUCUCACUCAUUCCGAUCGCGGCGCGUCCACAUUCAUUUUCUACGUAUUCGACUUUCUCUACAUCUACUCGAAUUCAGAAGACGUCCGACGUCACAAAGAGAUGCGAGAGAAAGUAGUGGAAUUCUGGAAGUGUAUGAUGUCAUGGACACGAAAAGACUCGCACGGACACGAUCAACCGUUGAUUGUGACGGUUGCCGAGUCGUUUGGAAUGGAGAAACGAUGCAUUCUGUGGCUGGAAGUGUUCAUGGAGAUGAAGAGGAUGGAGCAGCACAAGAAACAGAGCCAACAGCUUCAAGAAUCGUCGUCAGGGAUUCAGAAGAUGACGUCUGGAGCGAUGUCAACGACAAUGGAGAGCUCCUACUAUUUCACACUGAUGAAUUUAUACGCACGAAUACACGAGUUGAAUGGUGUCAAGGGGGCGUACGCUAUGCUGAGCAAGACGCAAAUCGAUCAUGUUUAUGGGAAGAUUUGUGUGAAGGAGGCGUUCGGAGAGAUGCAUUCCGCGGCGUCGUUUGGAAAAAUGACGGGAAAAGGACGAGCGUUUAGUGCCACGGAAACCAUCAAGAAAAUGAUUGAUGAGCAAAAUGCACUUGACUAUGCACCAAUUGAGAAGAAGGAGCAAGAUGAGUACAUCAAAUCGCUGAAAACGUUGACACAAUGGACAUCGAACGAUAAUGAUAUCGCCCCAUCGCCUCAAGUCUUCUCGAAAACUAUCGAAACACGAUCCGCUGAGUCUGUAAUUUUGACAAUGAUCAAAACCGAGGAACCGCCUGAAAUUAUUGAUGAAAUGAUUCAAAAAGCUAAGGAAAAGAUUGUGGAUCGACUAUCGGAAUUCGCGAUCGGCGGAUCGUGUAGCUAUGAGACGUCGACUCCAUUCAUUAUUGAACUUCAGAAGUUGGAUGAGAUAAGCGAGCUGAAAAAUGCGAGAAAGGAGGAUUUGUUGGGAUUCGACUCGAAGUUUUGGAAGAAUUUGAAUAAACGCACAAACGACGGUGAGCAAUCGAUGACAAUUCUCGAACCGAUUCUCCGUGUCCGCCGCUCGAUGCUCGAUAUCCGAAGUCAAACGAUGAGCGAGAAAGAGAAGGAUACAAUCAGAUCUCGAAUCGUCGACUCGCAUCUUCAAAGUGCUCGAAUCGCUCGGCUCACCGGAUGUCUCGAAAGAGCACAACUCUCAAUCAUUAAUGCGAAAAAAGUGUUACCAUUUGAGAAUAAAAUCGUGCUGGAAGAGGCGAAACUCCGCCUACAAACAUCGGAUGAGCUCAAUGGAAUGAGUCUAUUGGAUAGUAUCAUUGCGAAGAAUUUCGCUGAAAUUCAGACGACCUAUAGUCACACUCAACAGUCGACGAAUCUUGAUAUUCAAAAGUCGGCGAAGCUGAAAAUCGAUUUAUUUCCAGAAGAGACGAAAAAGUUGUUCUCAUCAGUUCAAAUGCUCCGUAUCUCUCAUAUGAUCAAAUCGGGGAAUACUGUAGGCUUCGAGAAGUUAUUCGAUGAAACGAAACAGCUCAUCGAACUGUUCGCCGGCUCGAAUGCCAUGUACGAAGCCGUCUGGUUUAUGGACUAUUUGUCGAAUUAUAAUGAGCGGAGCAAGCCGGUGCUCUCACUGCUCACAGCGUAUGGAAAAGUGGCUCAGCAUGAGAAGAAUGUGGUGCUGCAGGCGAGAGCGGUGGAGAGAAUGACUUCGUUGUGGUUGGCGAAUGCGAAGAAAGUGGUGAGAAAACCCUGA